AUUCCAUUGAACCAACCAAACCCAAACUCUCUCUCCUUGUUCCUCUGUCUACUCUCUGUUUGAUUUCUCUCUCAAACAAAGCAAACAAUCACCAAAAACAACCGCCCUCCUCUAAGAAAACCAGAACCAAAACCAUGGCUUCAAUUUCAAAGCGCUUCUUCUCCUUCCUGUUUGUGAUCAUUUUCUCUUUACUGGGCUUUGUGGGUUUUUCGCAAGGCCGAAAGCUCAGUGGAUUAUCAGAUCAAGAGGGUACUGGUGGUGGCAGUGGUGCUUCAAUGCAAUGCGUGCAGAAACUGAUUCCUUGUCAACCAUUUUUGAAGGCACCCGAGAAGGCCCCUGCAGCAUGCUGCUCGCCACUCAAGCAGAUGGUUUCCGACGAUACCAAGUGCCUCUGCAGCGUCUUCAACAACCCUGGCAUGUUGAGCAACCUUAACAUAACCCAGGAUGAUGCCUUGAAGCUUCCCAAGGCUUGUGGUGCCAAUGCUGACAUUUCAAUAUGCGAAAAGGAUGCAUCAUCAAGCACUUCACCAGCAGCUAUACCGGCUUCCAACAAUAAGAGGGAAAGGUCGAGAUGGUCCAAAUGGCUGCUGUUUCUUCCUGGAGCUGUCUCUUUUGGCCUUGGCACUUGGCAGAUCUUCAGAAGGCAAGAGAAGAUAAAAAUGUUAGAUUACAGACAGAAGAGGUUGGAAAUGGAACCUGUAAACUUCAACAAUGUCUCACUUUCAAGUGAAGAAUUGGAUCAUUUGGAGUUUAGGAGGGUGAUAUGCAAAGGAUAUUUUGAUGAGGAAAGGUCAAUCUAUGUGGGUCCUCGUUCAAGAAGCAUUUCCGGAGUCACUGAAAAUGGCUACUAUGUCAUCACACCUCUUGUGCCGGUCUCUGACAAACCUGAGCGUGUGCAGCCACCAAUUUUAGUCAACAGAGGAUGGGUACCCCGAAGUUGGAAAGAAAAGUCUUCAGAAGUUCAUGAAGAUGGUGAACAACCUUCUAAUGUAGCACCCUCCUCUGUUCAAGAGAAUGAAAGAAGGUCUUGGUGGAGGUUCUGGACGAAGAAGCCUAAAGUCGUUGAGGAUCAGCAGACCCCUGCUUUUGCUCCUGUUGAAAUUGUUGGAGUAGUUCGGGGGAGUGAGAAGCCUAGCAUAUUUGUUCCACCAAAUGAUCCAAAAUCCUCCCAGUGGUUCUAUGUUGAUGUUCCUGCAAUUGCUCGUACUUGCGGCCUCCCUGAGGAUACUGUUUACAUCGAAGACAUAAAUGAAAAUGUCAAUCCGAGUAACCCUUACCCAGUUCCAAAGGAUGUUGGUACCUUGAUUCGGAGUUCAGUCAUGCCUCAGGACCAUCUAAAUUAUACGUUGACAUGGUAUUCCUUGUCUGCAGCAGUUACAUUCAUGGCUUUCAAGAGAUUAAGACCCAAAAAGAGCCGGAGAUAGCAGCAGAGACUUCAUCAUAAGAGAUUUGAGUUGUAUUGAAUUAUCUCUAUAGUAUGAAAGAAUAUGGUGUCCGAAAAUUUUGAGUUGUCAAAUUAAUUUUGCGUGUACUGUCAUCGAACUCAUCAGCAACAACCCUUGUAUUUUGAUUGGCAACUGGAAAUAUUUCCAGGUUGGAUUGCCAGAUUAGGCUUUGCUGAUAUGAAGUUGAAUGUUGGCAGCCAAGAAGGAAAAUAAUAUUUUCAACACCUGAGGACCCCUAACGCCUGUAGGAGACUUUCUAUGUCGUUUGUGAUGUAGAACAACGAAAAUGUCUCCUCAACACAAUUUUUGUAAUUUUUCUUAUUGGUAAUAUGAUACAUUUUUGUUU
This is a messenger RNA of Prunus mume (Japanese apricot), 1791 nucleotides long. Lineage: Eukaryota; Viridiplantae; Streptophyta; Magnoliopsida; Rosales; Rosaceae. The record is from RefSeq and is a predicted model, not a curated record.